This is a messenger RNA of Paramecium octaurelia, 1109 nucleotides long. The record is from the annotation of a GenBank genome assembly. NCBI's taxonomy places the organism in Eukaryota, Ciliophora, Oligohymenophorea, Peniculida, Parameciidae.
AUGGAAUUAAAUUUUAUGAUAUUCCCAGCUCCAAAACACUCCUACCGUGAAGAACAUUUGAGAGUUUAUAUAAUAGUUAAUUUAGGAACUUGUCAAGAUUCCUUAUUACGAUGAUUUAUUUAAAUUUUAGCAAACAUCACCUAAAACUCGAAUUUAGUUUCAUAAAAUUGAUCCUUUUAAACCCCCUGAGGAAGUUCCAAAUGUAUUGCAAUAAUAAGAAUUUAGGAUGUUAGUUAGCUUUCAAACUAUGAUGAUUAAGUUGAUGAGCUUCCUAGCUAAAGAAUUCCUCGUAUGAAUAAGACAAUUUCUGUAAGUAGACAACAAAAUAUGUUCUCAGUAUAAGAAAAUAGAAACAAUUUGAGGGUCUCAAUUACACCUCGUAUGGGUAGUAGCUCAAACACUCUGAGCCAAUUUAAUAAUAAUAGGAAUUAUAGAUGUUCAAAAUAAAUUCCAUGCUUGUAUUUAAAAGCCUUGAUUCCUACCAAAAAAACUAUAAUAUAUUUUCAUGCCAAUUGUGAGGACUUAUUGUCUUCUUAUAAUUUGGUGGAUUUUAUAAGGCACAAUAUGAAAAUGAAUGUUUUGUCGGUUGAAUAUCCAGGAUAUGGAUUGUAUUAGGGAUAUACAAAUGAGGAAAAUAUUUUGAAAGAUGCUGAAUAUAUUUAUAAAUAUGUUGCAUUUCAUUCUGUAGUUGAAGAGAAAAAUGUGAUUGUGAUGGGCAGAUCGAUAGGAACAGGAGUAGCAUGUCAUUUGGCAUCAAUAUUUUAGCCUGGGUUGUUGGUGUUGAUCUCACCUUUUUUGUCGUUGUAAGAGAUUGUGAAUGAGAAGUACCCUUUGGUAAAGAAAAUGGUUAAGGAGAGAUUCGUUAAUAAAGAUAAAAUUCAAUUAGCAAAAUGUCCUGUUUUUAUUUUGCAUGGUCUAAAGGAUAACAUAGUUUCAGUUGAAUAGGGGAAGAAACUGUAUGGUAUCUAAUCAGUUAAGAAUGUUUAGAUUUAUGCAAAAGUGCUUGUUUAUUGAGGACACCGCCUGAGAUGACACACACUAGAUUUUAAUUUGAGAAUGACUUGACUUUGCCAUUGCUAAACUUUAUGAGAUCGUUGAAUUUACUUUGA